Messenger RNA from Tuber aestivum (summer truffle), 4097 nucleotides. NCBI's taxonomy places the organism in Eukaryota, Fungi, Ascomycota, Pezizomycetes, Pezizales, Tuberaceae. The record is from the annotation of a GenBank genome assembly.
AUGCCUCGCCCUGCCGCCUCCGGCUAUGAGAGGCUUGCCCAGGAGGCUCAGCUUUCCGAUUCCGAUGAUGACGACCGAGAAUCCAUCGUGGAUCACCCCGGCCGGGUCGUGACGGUUCAGCCUCGUCCACCCAUCUCCAUGUUGCCAACACCCUAUGGGCCCCUCACACCCUCUCACAAUGGUAGAUCCGUGAAGCGCCUACGAAGUAAUAGCUCUGGUGUUGAUAUCAAAGCGAUCAAUGCGCGUUUGGAACGGUGGAGUCACGAGAUUGCCAACAAAUUCAAGUUCAAGAAGGGGCGUUCACAACAGGAGCAUCCACCUUUAGAAAUCGUUUACUCGGUCUUUGUGCCACCGGAAGGCACGAGACCGCUUACAGACGCCAUCCCAUUGGGCCUGCCGCCGGUGGCGGAAAACAUUCAGUUUACCCAGGAGCAGUUCGAGGAAAUAGUCGAAUCUGUCAGGCUGGCUAUUAGGAAGGGAAUUGAUCCUAAAUUGAUCAAGCAGGGCUCCUCCGGAAGCUACUUCAUGCGAGAUAGUGAUGGAAAUGUUGUAGGAGUAUUCAAACCAAAGGAUGAGGAGCCGUACGUGUUUCAAUCCCGCUUCAGGUUUAUUUGUGCACAUUUGCUAAAAGUGUUCCCAACAGCUAUGGAAAGCUUAACCCCAAAAUGAUGAAGUGGCUUCAUCGCACUCUGUCAGUUCCCCGUAGUUCUAUUGGGCUUUUCGGGUUUGUGAUUUGGUUGGGUGUAUUUGCUAACGUUGAAUCUCAUGGUUGUAGGUUCCCCUGCUUUUUCGGUCGUGCAUGGUAUGCAAUAUAUCCCCGGCUAUGAGAACUCCGGGGGUUACUAGCUAAUAUGGACACAGUUUGAUACCCAAUCUUAGCUACAUCUCUGAAGCUGCGGCUUGCCUUUUGGAUCGGCAGCUGAAGACCUUUCUUGUGCCUUACACAGAUGUUGUCAAACUGUCGAGCAAAUCAUUCCACUAUGACUACUGGGAUCGACGAGCUUACUAUAAGAAGCACAAGCCAUUGCCAUCCAAGGUUGGCAGUUUCCAAGUGUUUCUUAAGGGUUUUCAGGGUUUGCCGCUUGUUUGCGCCCCACGCCCGGAGCCCCCGUGCUGAUAUCUUGGAGUAGAUGCAAACGUUUUUCUACGAAAGCACCCAUGGCCGGAUCAGUUCAAUUCAUCGUUUCGAACGGACUCUGCUCCUAGAAGGCGAACACCUUGGGCGUCUGCAUGUAGGCCUAGUGGCGCUGUCGAUGAUGAUUCUGACGAGGAGUCCCACACUCCACUUUCAAUGGAUGAUCCGGAAAAUCGCCGGUUUGUAUGGACCGAACAGCUGCAGCAAAACUUUCGUGAGGAGCUUGAGAAGCUCGUAAUUCUAGAUUAUAUUAUGCGGAAUACAGAUAGAGGUUUGGAUAAUUGGAUGAUCAAAGUUAAUUGGCAGACAUCGGAGGUUACCGUGGUGUCCCAGCCAGCUCAGUUCAACGGGAUGGCCUCGCCCCCACAAAAUGGUAGUCUUGAUCCCAACACGAUCGGCUUGAACACCAUACGUUCCGCAUCCCCCAUGUAUCGAGUUCAGGAGCCAAUGGUUGCAAGCUCAAGAUCCGAAACACCUCAGCUGGGUGCGGGCGCUACAGUGACUAUCGGUGCCAUCGACAACUCAUUAGCCUUCCCUUGGAAGCACCCUGACCAGUGGAGGAGCUUCCCUUUUGGAUGGCUCUUCCUCCCGGUGUCUCUCAUCGGCCAGCCUUUCUCCCAGAAGACCAGGGACCACUUUCUACCCAUCUUGACAUCUGCGAAGUGGUGGGCGGAAACUCAAACGCUGCUUCGUCGAUUGUUUGAGCAAGAUUCCGACUUCAAGGAGAGAAUGUUCCAGAAGCAGAUCGCGGUAUUGAAAGGCCAGGCCUUCAAUGUGGUUGAAACCCUGAAAGCACCCGACCAGGGUCCUCUAGAGUUGACGAGGAGAACGAGGGUCCACGUUUGGGUACGUUAUAUCCCUGCAUGGGGCUUGCAGCCCGGUAGGGAGGUCAAGCAACAGCUGACUGAAAUCGCAGGAUGAUGAAAUGGAAGUUCCGGUUGCCGUUCCACUACGUGUGCCUACCACGUCAGAUACUGGGCGUCGGCGGGAGUAUGAUCUUGAACAAGGUUUCAACGAACAGGCAGAGAUGGAUAUAGGGGCCGCUGCCUCGUCGGCACCUCUGCCUCGAGAGGUCGAUAUACUAGGAUUAGGACUCUCGCCGCCACGCUACGAGAUACCAAGUUCCGUGAGGUUGGGAAUAUCUAGAACAGCUAGUAUUGGGUCUAGCAAUGGCGGCGAGCUCAGCGAUCAGCAAAGUGCUCUUAUUCCUGGUUCACCUCAGUCCACUGCGGAAACGGCUGCAUCUAAAUCGCCAACGGGACGUGCAGGUAUCCGUGGCGGCGGUGGGGCUCCGAGUUCCCCAAGGCCCCAGAGACUAAAUCACAAGAGCUUCGAUGCUAGCGGUCGGAAUGGGCUGUCUCGAAAGAAGGAUGCUCCGGGCCUUCUUGAUCCCCAAAGGCGGAGGUUCUCGCUGACAGGUGGCCUUGGUGGAGGCCCUCCGCGAAACGUAUACAACGAUGAUGACGCAGAAGGCGAUUUGGGAUACUCGGCUGUUGGUGGCAGCGAAGGCGCGCAGAGGAAGGUUAUCGUCGAGAGGUUAGAGGCCGUCAAGUCAAGGAAUCCGGUAUUCACUUGGUGUUAGAAAAGGGAGGGGAAAAGCUUUGCAUCGGAGUAGUUUGGGUUCAUGUUUUGUUUUUUCUCUUCUUUCUCUCUUUUUCUCUCUCUCCUUCCCUAAAGACUGGAUUGGUUCUUAUUUUAUUAAAGCACUGGGUCGUAUUUGAGUUAUUUUUCCACCUUCUCUUCCUUCUUCCCUUUCGCUCUUGCCUUUCCUCCUUUUUUCCCGAGCUCAGGGUACGAUACGCCGGUAUUUAGUUUGGCGGCAGUGGACGUGCGAAACGUGCGGAAAAAAUGAAAAAGGGAAGAAAGAAAAAGGAAGGAAGGAAGGAUGGCACAUGGCACAGGGAAUGUAUCGGUACGGUAUGGGCUCACGAGGCUUGCUUCCUUCCGCCUAUCUAUCCACAAUACGAUAUCAAAAUAUUAUAGACUAUCUCCCGAGAGGCACCAUUCAUCUUCGUUUAAAUAUCUUUUUUCUUUUUUUCAUAUUUUCCAUCUAAACUGCAUUUUCUCCCUACCGGUACAAGUAUCCCUCUUGGACUGAACUUGUACUUAGUACUCGUAGGGGCACCAGAUGAUGAUUCGCGCAAUGCCCUGCCAUAUGCCCGUAGUAGCCAUCAAGUCCCGUACAGGAGGGAUCUAGCAAACUAUCUGUGCAUAUCGAGCGUCCAUACCGGUAGUAAAUUCCGACUCGGAUCACAAAGUUAUUUUCCUUCCCACGAAGCUUCAGAUGCUCGGAUGCACUGCUUCGUACCGGAUAAGCGGCGCAAUACAGUAGGAAUAUUUAAUUACACUUUCCGUACCUGAAGAACCAUUAUCACUAUAAGAAAUCGCGGGAUAACGACGUGUGCCCAAAUACCAGGCUCUCCCCCUACCGGUAACAUACCGUACCACCAGGAACGGACUGUCGGAGCCUUGCACUUAUGAUACCCACUUGCCUCCAUGAUACCAUGCUCUCCUGUGCAUGCCAUACCAGCAGCAUAAAUCAUGACCCUACCAUCCAUCAUCCAUCCAUUCAUCCAUCCAUACGGUACUGUACCCGUAUUCCGUUCCGCCCUAUUCGUCAUGUCGAAGCCUUUUUCCAAGGGAAGAGUUAGUCUACUAAUGCUCGUCGUAUCGCAUACCACUAAAAUUUGGCCCUCUCCCUCGGGUCUGGGUGGUAUGGCAUAGUGGUAUUAUUUUUUAUUUUUUUUCCAAAACCGCUUCAAACACCGUGCCGGUACAGUGCAAUACACUGCUAUGUGUGGGACACUUGCUCACGUGCUCGUCUGGACGAUAAGCUCCACGUAUUAUUUUUCUUUUUUCCCCUCUUCAUUCCCCCAGCAGUCAUCUUUAUCGUCUGCUUGCUUGCUUUUGCUUUGCGGGCAAGGGUAGCCUUGCUUGCCCGCUCGUACUCUCACAACGCAUU